Dujonia railenensis is the source of this 984-nucleotide messenger RNA. The record is from the annotation of a GenBank genome assembly. Lineage: Eukaryota; Fungi; Ascomycota; Pichiomycetes; Serinales; Debaryomycetaceae.
AUGGCGAACAUUGAUGAGGUUUUUAGAAGAGUGUGUUCUUUAAUCCCCGCUAUAGUGAUUGGCUUACCUUUAUCAGGAAAUUUCAAGGUGAUUCUUCUACUUUUUUAUGUCAUUGGUCGAACCAUAGAAUUUUACCUUUUAAAUUAUAAUAUCCCAAAAGGUUGGAGUGAAUUAUCGAGACAAGAUGUUGCGUUAAUUACUGGCGGUUCAAGAGGCUUGGGGUUGGAAAUUGUCAAGAAGUUGAAGCAAAAAGUAGGCAAAGUCAUCAUAGUAGACGUAGCACCUCCUCCAGCUUAUAUUAUCGAAGAUGAUAGUAUUCAAUUUGUGCGGUGCAAUAUCGGCGAUGAGGCAUUACUUAAGUACACCUUAACUCGAGUAAUUGAAAAUUUGGCCAUUGCCGAACAGCACAUAAGUGUUUUGAUCAACAAUGCAGGAAUAGACCAUCGGAGUUCACUUCUAGAUCUCCCUGAUGAGGAUAUCAAGCAGGUGUUUAACGUCAACUCUUUUGCACAAAUCUGGACCUUGAGAGCGGUGAUUUCUAACCACAUGAAGCAAAACAGCGACAAGCAACUCUUUAUAGUCUCUGUUGCUUCAAUUCUAGGAACUUUAGCCCCUAAAAAUCUCACGUUGUACCUGGCCUCUAAAGCAAUCAAUAUACAAGUACACGAAGGGCUAACUCAAGAAGUCAAGGAGUUGAGUCCUAAGGUGCGCCUCUUGUUGGUCACUCCUGGACAGUUGGACACUGCUAUGUUUGACGAUAUCGAGGCUCUGAAUGAGUUCUUUGCACCUUUAGUUAAACACGUAGAGCUUGCAGAAACCAUAGUUGGGAGAAUAAACAAAGGACACUCCGGAGUCUUGGCCAAUCCUAUGUAUGCCAAUCUCUUGCCUAUAGUCAAGUGUCUUCCCAUAGCUUUGCAAGACUUCUGCCGUUGGCUCUCACAAAUGGAUAAUAAGAUAGAACCUAAAGCAGAAUUUCCCAAAUAG